Messenger RNA from Beta vulgaris subsp. vulgaris (sugar beet), 3275 nucleotides. Its product is annotated as sister chromatid cohesion protein PDS5 homolog C. Gene Ontology annotation, biological process: DNA repair; mitotic sister chromatid cohesion. The transcript is spliced from 15 exons. Lineage: Eukaryota; Viridiplantae; Streptophyta; Magnoliopsida; Caryophyllales; Amaranthaceae. The record is from RefSeq and is a predicted model, not a curated record. Bases 211 to 2991 code for a protein of 926 amino acids. Gene Ontology annotation, cellular component: chromatin; nucleus.
UUUAUUAAUUUGAAAUUUUUUCACUCUGUGACAAAAUAAAUUCUCCACAAAAAUAUUAAAGAAAACUCUUCUCUCUCUUUAUUAAAUCAAUCUAACUAAAAAGACGGAAAAGUAGAAAAGAGGUGAUUAAUUUCUCCUACUACGCAAAAAAUCAGGGUUUCGAUGCUGGUGAAGAAGUUGCGAAAUUGAGAGAUCUAGAGUUCUGUAACAAUGGUGAUGUCAGAUGAAGAGCUCGAGAAGCAGCUCACUGAAGCUGGAAAUCAGCUUCUCUCUCCUCCAUCUUCGGUCACUGAGUUGCUAUCUUCGCUUGACCGGGUCGAAAGCUUGCUCACCAGAGUGGAGCAGUCACCAUUGGAGUCAAUGAAGAAGGCACUCUCCCCAUCAAUGAAAGCAUUGAUCACCAAUGAGCUUCUGAGACAUUCAGAUAUUGACGUGAAAGUGGGGGUUGCUUCAUGUAUCAGUGAGAUAACCAGAAUUACAGCUCCAGAUGCACCUUAUGAGGAUGACCAAAUGAAGGAGGUGUUUCAAUUGAUUGUAUCAUCAUUUGAGAAGCUGGAUGACAAAUCUAGCCUUUCGUACAUCAAGAGGACCUCCAUCCUGGAGACAGUGGCAAAAGUCAGAUCGUGUGUGGUGAUGCUGGAUCUAGAAUGUGAUGCUCUAAUUGCGGAAAUGUUCCAGCACUUCUUUAAAUCUAUUCGGAGUGAGCACCCUGAAAAUGUUUUUACUUCCAUGGAGACAAUUAUGACCCUUGUAUUGGAAGAGAGUGAGGAUAUAUCAGUAGAUCUUCUGUCUUCUAUCCUAGACGUUCUGAAAACAGAGAACCAGGAUGUCCUGCCUGUUGCUCGCCAGCUUGGAGAGAAAGUGACUGAAAACUGUGCUGUCAAGCUUAAACCUUAUCUGUUACCAGUUAUUAAGUCUCGUGGUACUACUGUAGAUGAUUAUAGUAAGGUUGUGGCAAAGGUUUACCAAACGAGAAGUGAAGCUGUUGAGCCCAGUGAUGCAGAUGCUGCAAGCAAAAUUGUGGUUGAUGAGAAUGACUUGGCCAAUGCACCUUCAGAAAAGGCUGUUGAAGUUGCGUUGGAAACUUUGGACGACGCCCCUCCUUCUGAAGAAGGUGGUCCUGCUGCUGUUGGGUCACCAAAGUCUGUGAUGAGCAAUGGUACGAUACAGAAAGAGAUUGAAGAUAUUUCUGCUGAAAACGAUAAUUCCAAAGAGGAAAACCAUGAGGCCCAUGCUGAAGAAGCAGAACCAAGCAAGACCAAGGAUGACCACUCCGAUGCUGAAGAACUCACUAAGUCACGAAUUAAGCCAGAAAAAGUUAGCAAGCGAAAAGGAAAGAGAACGAGUUCUUUGAAGAUCUCUUCAAAACCUCCUGAAUCUAGUCUUAUGGAUGAUAAGGAGGGAGUGGAGGUACCUGAGCCUCAAGAAAAAGAUGGAAAGGAUGCUGAUAAUGUACAGAGUGAGACUGCUGUAGCUGAUACCUCUGUAGUUGAGACUGCUGUAGCUGAUACCUCUGUAGUUGAGACUGCUGUAGCUGAUACCUCUGUAGUUGAGACUGCUGUAGCUGAUACAGCAGAGCCAGCUGAAAAUGAAAAAGAAUCAGAAGCCCCAGUCCCCUCACCAAAAGCAUCAGACGAUCCUGAUGAUGUUCCUUCCCCUUCUCCCAGUGCUGAUGAAAUUCCUUUAAAAAAGGUCGGACUAAAAAAGAAGAAAGAUGAAUCGGUGGAAAGUGUACCUGCUGGUGAUGUUGAUUCGAAAAAGGAAUCUGAUACCAAUAAGUCCUCUGAAGGAGCUGGUGGUUCGGACAAAUUGUACAAGCGCACAGGGAAGAAGGCACCUCCUGCAACAGAGGAGGAAGACAGUGUACCAAGCUCCGUUGAUGCAUCACUGAAGGAAGAUGAGAAAAGUGAGUUGGACGCGAAAUCAGCGAAGCAGUUGGCCAAGAAGGUCGAAGUUGUUGGUAGCCAGCAUGAAGAGAAGAAAAAACGAGGACAGGGAAAAGUAACUCCAGCCAAGGAUCUUGCAAAAUCUCCAUCCAAGGCUGAGGGAAAGAAGGCUGUUGGUUCAGGGAAGUCGACUGCAAAAUCUGCUAAAGAUGAAAGUGAUGCAGAGAAAGCAUCUAAGUCAAAUUCCAAAAGGAAGCGUUCCGACGAAAAGAAAGCAUCCAAAUAUGGUAAGGAAUAUGUUGGUUCAAGGGUCAUGGUUUGGUGGCCAGAUGACAAAAAGUUUUAUGAAGGUGUUAUCGAGCAUUAUGACCCUACUUCAGGGAAGCAUAAGGUUAUAUAUAAUGAUGGUGAUGUAGAGGUUUUAAAACUUGAGAGGGAAAAGUGGAAGUUGAUUAAAGAUGACCCCGUUCCUGAUCAGGGAAAUUCAAGUGACAGUGAAAGCCUUGAUGAAUCCGCUGAAACGCCAAAAGAUAAGAAAGCUAAGAUGAGUUCAGUCCAAGGGGCUAAACGAGGGAAGACUGAAACCUCGGCUAAAAAGGCCGGAGCAUCAACCAGCAAAUCGACUGCUACACCCAAGUCUCGGACUAAGCAAAAGGAUGCUGGUAAGGUGGAUGGCAAAGCGAAGGAAGAAACUUUGAAGAGUAUUAGUAAAUCUAGUGAGGAUAAAAGUGGAAAAUCCAAAGAUUCAAAAUCCGGCAACAAGACAUCUGACAAGACCCCUAAAUCAGCUGGGAAGUCCAAAGACACUGAUGUGGACACAUCCAAAGGGAGCAACAAGUCGAAGCAAGAGACACCUAAAGGUGGUUCAAAGUCCAAGGCUAAAUCGUCAAAGAGUGGCAGUAAAUCUAAUAAUAAUAAUAUCAACAGCAGCAGCAAAGUGAAAGCUGCUUCUCCAGCAGAGGAAGAGGAUAGUGAAGACAUGGAAUUAUCACCGGAACCAGCAAAAACACCUGAAAGUUCAAAGGGAAAGUCUCAAAAUAGUGCAUCAAAGAGUGGAUCGAAGUCCAAAAAGAGUGCUAAAAAGAGAAAAAGAAGCACAAGAUGAGAAAGAUAACUGCUGUUCAUAGGCCACACAUUUGUCCAUCCAUCUAUUGGUUAUCACUAAGCAAUCCGUGGCUACUAUUUGUGUUAUCACAACAGCAGCUCUACAGUUGCUUUUUUAGGAUUAGGAAUCUUGUGUAGAAGUUGGUUUUGGUUGUUUGAGGGUUUAGUAGAAUUAGACUUUGGGGGAUUAACUUUUGUCUAGAUAUUGUUUUCAAUAGUUUAGAUGUAGAUUCAUGCUCUGUUAAAUUGCAUUCUAUUUAUCCAACCUACAUAUUUGCAUGACCA